Messenger RNA from Ilex paraguariensis (yerba mate), 1569 nucleotides. NCBI's taxonomy places the organism in Eukaryota, Viridiplantae, Streptophyta, Magnoliopsida, Aquifoliales, Aquifoliaceae. The record is from the annotation of a GenBank genome assembly.
CUUCUCUCUCUCUCUCUCUCUCUCUCUCACUUUAAUUUUCUACUUAUCUCAUUGAAGAGUCCGCCUUGUGUUGAGGCAUCAACUCCUCUUUCAUGCUGUUUAUGUGUUAGCGUUUAUUAGGCGCCCUCCCAUACGCGUCCCACCACAUUGUUUUCUCUCUCUCCAUAACCUCUCUUCACCGUAAUCUCACCCUCGAUCAGCUGCCAUAUAUAUACAAUACAAGCCCACCUGUCUACAUAUAUACCUCUUAUAUCGCAUCACAUUCACACCGAUACCAUCUGUAACAAUGGCCGUUCAAGCUCAAUACCCAUCAAAUGUUCUGCUCCUAAACAGAAGCGCAAAAGAAGGAAAAAGUUCGAUUGGCAACGAUUAUUCAUUGCAACUACAGCCAGGAGGGGGUGAAAGAGGAGGGUUCUUUGAUCAAUCCCAUAUGUUAUUCAACAAUGGAGUUCUAGGGACUAAUCUUUCACGCAAAAGAGGAAGAGAACUUACAACUACAGAGACGAUCAAUACAUUAGUCUCUAUGCAACCUCAGGCUUCUCAGCUCAUAGACCGCACUCAGCUCCACACCCCACCACCAAAUAUCGUCUCCACCGGUCUCCAGCUAGCUUUUGGAGACCAACAACGGCAACAACAGCAACCCCAACACCAACACCAACACCACCAUCGCCACCAACAACAACAACAACAACAACCACAACAGUCUCUCUCAUCUCAAUCCUCUGUUCUGAAAUCCCUAUUAUCAGAAGAAUUGGCAACCCAAAUCAAACAACAAAGAGACGAAAUCGAACACUUCCUCCAAACCCAGGGUGAACAAAUGAGGCGCACAUUAGCAGAGAAAAGGCAAAGCCACUACAGAGCGCUGCUUGGCGCAGCAGAAGAGUCGGUGGCAAAAAGGCUUAGAGAAAAAGAGGCGGAAGUAGAGAAGGCGACGCGUCGAAACGCCGACCUUCAGGCGUGGGCAGCGCAGCUGAGUGCGGAGGCGCAAGUGUGGCAGGCGAGGGCAAGGGCGGAGGAGGCCACGGCGGCGAGGCUGCAAGCGCAACUGCAGCAGGCUAUAAUGAGCGGCGGGUGCGCACAGCAACAGGAUAGGGAGGAAGGUGGAGGAGGGAUGGGAUGUGCAGUGGGCGAAACGGAGGAUGCGGAGUCGGCGUAUAUUGACCCGGACCGAGCCGUGGUUUGUAGUGGACCGAGUUGCAAGGCGUGUGGGAAGCGAGUUGCCUCGGUGGUGCUGUUGCCGUGUCGGCAUUUAUGCGUGUGUACAGGUUGCGAUGCGGUGGUUCAAGGUUGCCCCGUUUGUUUUUCUUUCAGAAGUUCGAGUGUUGAGGUCUUCUUUUGUUAGAGGCCCAGGCCCAGGUCCAGGCACGUUUCCCAGUCCAGUAUGAGGUGUCAGUCUGGCCCGAGAUCACGAGGUGGGCCCCUCAAGAUGAAAAGUAGGGAGGGUGAUUGGAGUUGGACAAAAACACAAGAAAAUAAUAAUAACAGAAAAAGUUUUGAAUAUAUGCUCUGUUUUCUGUCCCUGGAAAAUCAAAAUUUUAUAAUUUCUAUACAUUUUUUUUUGUCUGUGGG